AUGGCCCGUAUGAAACAGGGGGUUUUCUCAUGGGAGGAUGUGCUGGUUCAACGAUACCAGAGCAACAAACCCCCUCCUCUUCCCCGCCACCAAACAAUCCCAUUCUCCGCACCCCAACUCCAAAGUCGACUCCUCACCCGGCUAUCGCCGGAGCUUCGGCUAAUGAUCUGGGGAUUUGUCUUUGCAGACCAGAGAAUCCACAUAAUCCAAUGCAGCAAACAACGACUCGGACACGUGGUGUGUCCAUGUGCGCUCGAGCCAAGGUCCUCACCUCCAAAGCGCCACACACGCCAGAACAGCAACUUAUUCUGCGAGAUCUGCCAUGGCACGGGCAUCUCCCAGCCGGCCAAGGACGCCGAUCUCUUGCGCUGGAAUAAGGUUAAGCUACUGGGUCUGGCGUUGACUUGUCGGCAGAUAUACCACGAAUCAAUCUCUCUCCUCUACACCCUCCCAACCCUAGAAUUCAGCAACCCCUGGACGCUCCCGUACCUCCUCCCAACGAUCCCACCAGAACACCGGGACCGCAUCCGCUCCAUCGAGCUCCGCUGGUCCUUCCCAGGCCACUGGCUCCCGAGCAAAGACUCCGUCCGCGCCGUGUACGUGUCCGCCGGACGGACGCCGUGGACAGAGACGUGCCGGGCCGUAUCGCAGCUAGCUUCACUGCGGUCAUUCGUGCUCAUGCUUGAGAGCAACUGGUUCAGCGAGCCAGCUGAGAAAUUAGCUGGGUUUUUAGAGCCAUUGAGGGGGCUAGUUGUUCGGAGUGUUUCGCGACGGAGUUGGGAUUGGAAGUUUGGGAGAGAUGAGGUGGGUAGUCCGUUGGAGUUGGAGGUGGAUGGGAAUUGGAAGGCGAAUGCACAUGCAAAUGGGAAGGAGAAAAGUGGGGGUCGGAUUCGGGUGAGCGAUGUCGGGUUCGGCGAUGGGUUUAGUUCCGAUGAGGACUCUUGUAAGAGCUUGGGGUCGGAUUCGGGUUCGUUUUCUUCCGGGGGCUGUGAUUCGACUGCGGGUUCGACUGGGGCGAGGGGCAGCUGGGAGCUUAGGCUUCAGGGCCAAUCUUACUAUUUGCAUGAACUGGAUCGCGUAGGGGUGGAUCUUCGCCGGAGGGGUAUAGACUGCUGGAUAUCAGCGGUGUGA
Messenger RNA from Penicillium vulpinum, 1131 nucleotides. RefSeq lists its product as uncharacterized. The record is from RefSeq and is a predicted model, not a curated record. The transcript is spliced from 3 exons. Lineage: Eukaryota; Fungi; Ascomycota; Eurotiomycetes; Eurotiales; Aspergillaceae. Bases 1 to 1131 code for a protein of 376 amino acids.